AUGGCCAGGGCACGCGUACGCCACGCCGGCGGCGAAAUCGGCGACGACAUCCUCCUGGAAGUCUUCGCGCGCCUGCCGGGCUACCAGGACAUUCUCCGGUGCGCGGCGACGUGCAAGCGAUGGUUCGGCCUCAUCACGGACCCGGCCUUUCUUCGGCAGGUCGGCCUCUGGCCGGAGACGGCGCGCCGCCCGUCCGUCCUCGUAGGGAUAUUCUCCCAGAGAUCACAGCCCAGAACAUCGAUGAAGCCCUUGAAGAGGAAACCCUGUACCCCUCCGGAGUUCCUAAGCCUUGGGGCCGGCGGCGCGCACCUCACAUUCAACUCGUUCGUCCACAACGACGAUGGGCUCUUCAACCUCGCGAGGCCACUGGCGUCGCGCCGUGGUUUCCUCGUCGUGCGCGCCUUGCUGCCUGGCCAUAAGAAGCUCCGUCUAGCAGUGUGCCGCCCGCUGAUCGAGAGGCGGGACACGCAUCUUCUCCCAGAGCCUCCCUUGGACCCAAGCCCCACGUCCCUGGAUAGAGAUACAGUUGGCUGGGCGCUUCUCACAAGCGCAGACAAUGGCGACGACGGCUAUGCAAAUUCGGACGACCGGCGCCACUCUACGUUCCAAGUUCUUCUGAUUUACGUCGAUGAGGACGGACUUGUGUACACAUGCAUGUACUCCUCCGACAGGGGUGUUUGGAGCGCACCCACCAUGUGUGGUCGGCUACCUUCAGGUCUCACUAGGCGUGGCCCGCGUGCUGGCGUUGUGACCCGCGGCGGCACCGCACAUUGGUUGCACGGAGACAAGACAAGUUUCCACAUCUUCAGCGUAAGCAGCGCCACCACACAUGCCUCUUUGACCAAGAUUCCAAUCGAAUUCCACCAUGGCGAUCCAUGGCCGCGACCGCCAUUACUAUGCACUGUCCAAGAUGGAAGUAUCUCGUUUGUUAACAUAAGAGAACAUGGCAUGCUAGAGCUUUGGACAAAGCAAAAACAGCAAGAUGCUGGUAAACAUGAUCGUGGUUGUGAGACUGACUGGCUACACUCUCAGUUGGCAGAUCUGGGUAACAAGAAAAUAAACCUUGUCUUCUUUGCAGAGAAAAGAGACGCUUUACUUGUGGAGCAGGCUGGUGAUUUCUUCACUAUCGACCUCACGAGUAAGGAAAAAAAUGUUGAUUGA
This is a messenger RNA of Triticum aestivum (bread wheat), 1161 nucleotides long. RefSeq lists its product as uncharacterized. Lineage: Eukaryota; Viridiplantae; Streptophyta; Magnoliopsida; Poales; Poaceae. The transcript has a single exon. The coding region runs from base 1 to 1161 and encodes 386 amino acids. Gene Ontology annotation, molecular function: protein binding. The record is from RefSeq and is a predicted model, not a curated record.